This is a messenger RNA of Cetraspora pellucida, 340 nucleotides long. The record is from the annotation of a GenBank genome assembly. NCBI's taxonomy places the organism in Eukaryota, Fungi, Glomeromycota, Glomeromycetes, Diversisporales, Gigasporaceae.
AAAAGACUCAACCCAACAAAAGUUAAAAGAUUCAAUAAAUGAUACUAUAGUUUUAAAUAUUGAUGAAUUUUCAUUUUGCUCAAAUCAAGAACUUUCACUAUCAAAUACUCAAGAAUUCUCAACACCAAAUACUCAAGAAUUUGUAUUAUCAAAUACUCAGAAACUUAUAUCUUCAAACAUUCAAGAACUUUUACCGUCAAAUAUCCAUGAACUUUCCUCAUCAAAUAAUCAUGAAAUUAUCGAACACAAUAGGAGUAUUCUUGCAAUUUCGGAAGUCAUUGAUAUUUCAAAAUUUUCAUUUGAAACUGGCGUCCAAUUGAAAGAUGUUCGAAGCAAAUAG